Messenger RNA from Dermochelys coriacea (leatherback sea turtle), 1833 nucleotides. It is a transcript of the gene ERG28, whose product is annotated as ergosterol biosynthesis 28 homolog. Gene Ontology annotation, cellular component: endoplasmic reticulum; membrane. Lineage: Eukaryota; Metazoa; Chordata; Testudines; Dermochelyidae. The record is from RefSeq and is a predicted model, not a curated record. Bases 235 to 801 code for a protein of 188 amino acids. Gene Ontology annotation, molecular function: protein-macromolecule adaptor activity. The transcript has 4 exons.
AGGAAGCGAAGUGGGGUGCAGCCCUGGGACAGUGGAGCGGGGAGUGCAAAUCUCUACACUGGCAUUAGCGAGUAGGAUACAUUAACGGGGGAGUCCAAGCCUUGGUGUCAUGUGGGUCAGAGCCCAGCUUUGCCAUACAGGGAGCUCAAUACGCUAUCGGUUUUGCAGACGUCUCUCUUUGGGGCUUUGUGGCAAGCUGAUGCUGCCAACUGGGGAGAGAGGAAGGUGGAGAGGAUGCACCAAAGGAGCAGGUACCAGAGCAUGAUGAGCCGUUUUCUGAAUGUGUUGCGCAGCUGGCUGGUCAUGGUAUCCAUCAUUGCGAUGGGGAAUACACUGCAGAGCUUUCGUGAUCACAGCUUCCUCUCCGAGAAGCUGUACACGGGCACACCCAGCCUUGUGAAUGGUCUCCAAGCUCGGACCUUUGGCAUCUGGACUCUGCUCUCAUCAGUGAUUCGCUGCUGCUGUGCCAUUGACAUCCACAACAAGACAUGGACUGUGCUGUCUUCCCAAAAGUCCCAGGGAGCUGGACACCACCCUGGGCGCUGGCCUCCUGGAGCAGCCUCCCACUCCCAUACUCCCAGGAAUAAAGGCUCUGCCUCCCCUACCUCCUUCUCAGCCCAAUACAGCUCUGUGCCUCAGACUGAUUGCUUUCUUUUCCCAAUGCACUGGGCAAUCCUGCCCCUCCCCACUGACUCCACCACAUCUCCUAUCCUGCCUGUCUAUCCACCCCUGCUUAGUACUCCCAGAUCAACUCAGAUUUUCCUUUUUUUUAAAGUGCCAUUAUCCUGCAAAAAGCUGUAAAAUGCCUUAUGGGCCCCAUGUUUGUGUCACAGUGAGGUCCAUAUCACAUUUGCUGUUUACAAAUAAAAAGAUGUUUUUUCUUCUCAAAAGUCACCGUGGGCUGUGAGAGUCAAGCCGGAUGCUUUCCUUUUUGCACAUCAUCAGUAGAGAAGGUUCAUCAGGACAGAUUCUGUCCUCGGUGCCACCUGUGCUGCCCCAUUCUAGCUGUUUUGAUGUAAUGGAUUGGAACUUUAGCAGAAUCCUUUACUAUGAUGUAUUGGCUGGAAGAGACUCCAACUCAUUCUCUCUUAGCUGGCUUAACAGGAGUAAAAAGCUGCCAAGACUUAUUUCAGUCACAGACGGAGUGCUGGAGUAAUUUUUAUAGUGGGGGGUGCUGAUGAUGGAAACCAUGUAUUUGGUGUUUGUUAUUAUUACUUCAAGCGGGGGUGUUCCAUCCCUAAUUCCAGCACCACUGGUCACAGAAGUUGGUAGUUCUGACUCUGAUACCAAGAUAGGAAGGGCCCAGCAAAACGAGAAGGGGCCAUCGGUACAUAGUCACUUUACAGAAUAAGGAAGGGUCUACAUUAGGAAAUUAUCAGAUCUUCCCAGAGCUCCUCAACUGGUGUUGGUAACUGUUUGGGUUUAGUGUAGAUAGGACCAAGCCUUUAAGCCCUCAUUACUGAAAGCAUCCUACACUCAUCUCUAGGCCCCUUCCUUGACAGUAAUGUUUGCACUUGCAGCUGCCAUUUUAGCCUUGAUUGGCAGGGGUUAGGACAAUGUAUUGUCAACAACAGGUAACUUCACCAUAUAAAAAACACUUUUGUGGGCAUAAGGAAGAUCAUGAGAGAAAAUGCCUCAGGCACCAAAGAGGCUGGGAAGGGACUUGUCUGAGGUUUCCCCAACCUGCCGCUGCUAGACUGGAAUUGGAUCUCACACCACAGUGUGAGGAUGGACUGGGCUGCCUCUCUCCAUCCUGCUCUUUCCCUUUCCUUGCUAGGCUUGUGCCCCCCACUCUAUACUACCCACUAACCGCUCUCUCUUUCUCUCUGCUCC